Messenger RNA from Anthostomella pinea, 552 nucleotides. Lineage: Eukaryota; Fungi; Ascomycota; Sordariomycetes; Xylariales; Xylariaceae. The record is from the annotation of a GenBank genome assembly.
AUGAACCACCAGCCGACCGACGCGGAGCUCGACCAUGACUGGAAGCCCAGUGGGCGCCGCCCACAGUCCACAAUUGCCCGCUCCUUCAGCCAGGAGCUGAUGGACAUCUUCCGAAUCGAGAACAGCGUAGCCGACCUGACAGAGCAAGUGGACAAGCGGAAGCAACAAGUAACGAGCGGGCAGUCGGAGCUCGAGGCCCUUGAGCAACGCAUCAAGGAGAUGGAAGCGCGCCUGAACCAGUCAAAGCCCGGAGCGGCCGCCUCAGGCCUGAGCCCACGAACACAGCGAACAGCCGUCGGGGACACAUUCGGCCAAGCACCACAACCACCACAGGCACCGGCCGCCGGGAGAGCCUCGAGACCCGGGACCGCGAAGCAGAGCCAUCAGCAAGCCCCCGUGCGCGGAGGUGCCAUGCCGCCGACCCCCACAGCCAGCGAAGGUGAAUACGAGCUCGUCAAUACCUCCUCAUCCUCCGGUGACGGUGGCGCCGAGACGCGAAGUUUUACUGACUAUGUAAUUGUUCCUCAAGAUGGUCAUGACCGCGACUCUUAA